GUAUGAAAUAUUAGCAGGCUUUCAUGAGCUGGUGUCAAAGGAACCAUGGCAACAACAGCUCUGACUGGGUUUUCCAUGAUGAGCUUGCUCAGCAUCGGGUACCUGACCUGGGAUCUGAUGAGCCCCAACCAGGUGGAAAAUGAGCCCGACCAGACUUUUCAAGGCAGGUUUCCCGUCCCACAGCCUCCUCAUAUAAUCUUCAUCAUGACAGAUGACCAGGGGUUCAACGACAUCGGCUAUCACAGCUCGGACAUUAGGACGCCGGUGCUGGAUAAGCUCGCUGCAGACGGAGUGAAGCUGGAGAAUUAUUACGUUCAGCCCAUCUGUACCCCGUCCAGGAGUCAGUUCAUCACCGGCAGGUACCAGAUUCACACUGGUCUCCAGCACUCCAUCAUCCGUCCCCGCCAGCCCAACUGCCUGCCCUUUGACCAGGUCACCCUCCCUCAGAGGCUUCAGGAGCUCGGCUACUCCACCCACAUGGUGGGCAAGUGGCACCUAGGCUUCUACAAAAAGGAGUGUUUACCCACCCGCCGUGGCUUCGACACGUACUUCGGCUCCUUGACAGGCAGCGUGAACUACUAUACCUAUAACUCCUGUGAUGGCCCCGGACUCUGUGGCUUCGACCUCCAUGAGGGGGAGUCUGUCGCCUGGGAUCAUAAGGGCAAAUACUCCACCCAUCUGUACACGCGGAGGGUCCGCAAAAUUCUGGCGACCCACAAUCCUCUGUCCGAGCCACUCUUCAUCUUUCUCUCGUUUCAAGCUGUCCACUCACCCUUACAGUCUCCGCAGGAGUACAUCCACCCAUACAGUGGUCUGAAAAAUGUUGCACGGAGGAGGUACGCUGCCAUGGUCUCAACUGUGGAUGAAGCUGUUCGAAAUAUAACAUACGCCCUGCGCAAGUAUGGAUACUACCAGAACACUGUCCUGAUUUUCUCCACUGAUAAUGGUGGCCAGCCGCUCUCUGGUGGCAAUAACUGGCCUCUUAGAGGACGUAAAGGCACCUACUGGGAAGGGGGUGUCCGGGGUCUGGGGUUUGUCCACAGCCCUUUGUUACAAAGGAAGAAGAGGGUGAGCAAAGCUUUGGUGCACAUUACUGACUGGUAUCCCACACUGGUGGGAUUAGCAGGUGGCGAUGAGUCACUGACUGAGGGGCUGGAUGGGUAUAAUGUCUGGAAGGCAAUCAGUGAAGGAAAAGAGUCGCCUAGAUUAGAGAUCCUCCACAACAUCGACCCUUUGUACAACCCUGCACGCAGAGGUUCCCUGCAGAAAGGAUUCGGGAUAUGGAAUACGGCCGUUCAGGCCUCCAUACGAGCAGGAGACUGGAAACUCCUGACAGGGGACCCCGGGUAUGGAGACUGGAUCCCACCUCAGAUCCUCCCAGGCUUCCCCAACAGCUGGUGGAGCCUGGAGCGCCACGUUAAACCCCGCAAAUCAGUGUGGCUCUUCAACAUCUCCGGGGACCCCUUCGAACGCUUUGAUCUGUCUGAGCAGAGGCCAGAUGUUGUCAAACAGCUCUUAGCCAGACUGGUGUACUACAACCGCACUGCCGUGCCAGUCAGGUUCCCAUCAGAGGACCCGCGGGCUCACCCUCAGCUGAACGGAGGGGCCUGGGGCCCCUGGGUGGGCGAUGAGGAGGAAGACAACUGGGAUAGAGUUUAUCUGAAAAAGAACAAGGAAUGGAAGAAGAAACUUAAACAGUCCAAAACCUGGUCACUUUUUAGAUGCCUCAACUCAAGGAUGAUGUCAAACAGAAUAUGA
Messenger RNA from Nematolebias whitei (Rio pearlfish), 1758 nucleotides. RefSeq names its product arylsulfatase family, member Ia (gene arsia). NCBI's taxonomy places the organism in Eukaryota, Metazoa, Chordata, Actinopteri, Cyprinodontiformes, Rivulidae. Bases 46 to 1758 code for a protein of 570 amino acids. The record is from RefSeq and is a predicted model, not a curated record. The transcript has 2 exons.